CAUUGAGCGAAGUAGGAAGCGAUCUUGACUGGCUUCAGUGCAUGUGUAGCGUUAGCACAUCGCGCAGUAACGGUUUCAUAAUUUGUGAAUAUCUAAUAAUGCAUGUCUAAAUUGAGCUAAAUUAACUUCUAUGUCUUAGACUGACGCGUUUAUUAUUCCUUUAUGUCAUUCACUAUUCUGUAAGUUUUUGCACAACUAAGUUAAUCAGUGAGCAAGGUCAAAAGUUGCUUGACGUGAGACAUUCCACCGGUUUAUGUAAGUGUUCGGAGAUCGACAAGCACAUGGCCGGGUUGAUUAACUUUGAGGACGAACAGGAGGUCAAGCAGUUCCUGGAUAAUUUAGGAGUAGAGUACAGCUACCAGUGUCACCGGGAGAAGGAUCCUGAAGGGUGUCAGAGGCUGGCGGAUUACCUGGAGGGUGUGAAGAGGAACUAUGAGGCCACAGCCCAGGUUCUCAAGCACAACUGCGAGGUGAAUGGCCAUGGAGAGAGCUGCUAUAAGCUCGGGGCUUACCAUGUCACCGGCAAAGGUGGUGUGACGGAGUGUUUAAAGUCGGCGUACUCCUGCUUUAUGAAGGCAUGCAACACCAAAGGGAAGAAGUCUGUGGACGCUUGUCACAACGUAGCUCUGCUGGCCCAUGACGGGAGAAGCGUGGAGGGGGGUACUGACCCACAGGUGGCCCGACAGUAUUACGAGAGGGCGUGUGAAGGAGGCUUCGCCCCCAGCUGUUUCAACCUGAGCACACUUUUCAUCCAGGGAUCUCCAGGGCUGGACAAAAACAUGCCAUCGGCUCUGAAGUACGCCCUGCGAGCCUGUGAGCUGGGACACGUGUGGGGCUGCUCCAAUGCCAGCCGCAUGUACAAACUGGGCGAUGGGACGGAGAAGGAUGAUCAGAAAGCAGAGGAGCUGAAGAACAGGGCUAGGGAACUCCACGGACAGCAGAAAGAAAGGCAACUGAAAUUUGGGGAGUGA
Messenger RNA from Rhinichthys klamathensis goyatoka, 971 nucleotides. Its product is annotated as cytochrome c oxidase assembly factor 7. The transcript has 3 exons. Lineage: Eukaryota; Metazoa; Chordata; Actinopteri; Cypriniformes; Leuciscidae. Gene Ontology annotation, cellular component: mitochondrial intermembrane space. The coding region runs from base 282 to 971 and encodes 229 amino acids. The record is from RefSeq and is a predicted model, not a curated record. Gene Ontology annotation, molecular function: protein binding.